UGUUGUUGUAACAUUGUCAUGAGGUAUAAUUAUUUUGGAUUUCACAUUCUACUUCUAAAUAUAUAUUUGAUAAUACAACAAUGACGAUCAAUCAUCAAACUCAAAACUGUUUCUGAUCAUUUUAAACAAUGAACCUCCUCUACAAAGGAUGGUCUGUUUUCAAGCUCAUCUGGAAAUGUGAAGGACGCACUGGGGAGUUCAUGUGACCUCCUGUUUGGAGCGGCUUUCCGGCUAUUGUGUCCCAGGACUAUGGACGGUAGUUCUAGCAUUAUUCACAGCCUGUGUAACAGAAGCUCUACAAACUGAAACUGGGGUGACACAUGAUCCAAAUUUACAUCGUUGUCUCACAUGGGGUAUUCUUUGGAAGGUGUGUCAUUCAUUUGGGCAAUAGGUUUAUAGUGGAUAAUUCAGGAAUACACAUUUCACAAAGGGAGUAUUGUAGCCGAUUGAAAUCGAGAUUUUGGCAACGGCAAUUUUCAAGUCUGUCGAGUUUGUUGGGUAUCGAGCAUCUCCCGGUGGCGCAUCAAAGGGCGCAGCGCUUUUACGCACAGGAACGAAACCACUCUGCCCCGGAGAGUCGGUGGAACUUGUGGCUCAAUGGCAUCAUGGACUUCAAGCGACUCGUUACCAGAUCUGAAAGAACUGGAGAAAAAGAUUGGGCGAAAAACACCGGAAAGUCUUGUUGCUUCGAUAAGAGAUCAUGCGAUGGAUUGCAACGAGAAAGGGGACCAAAAUGACAUCGAUAAGGACAACGAAAGCUUUUCUGAAAAGAUUCAACACCUGAAACGAGAGAUGCGGGGUCUCCGGCGGGCUGACGUGCAGAUCCUGUGGCAGCUGGUGGCGGUGCACGAGGGCCUGGAGGCGCUGCGCUGGCUGGAGGAGGAGCCGGGGGGGGCUCUGGCCAGCGGAGCCAGCAGUCUAACGGGCAGCCAGAGCAGCCUGGGCACCGCCGAGGGAGCCUGCUGGCCCUCCCUCAUCCCCAGCAGUCCUGUACACGGGGAGUGCUCUCCUCCCAGGACGGAGCCCGCAGGAGUCCCUCUGUCGCCUCACCAGGAGACCCCCCAGGCUGCCAACCAGAAGGGACAGAGCCUCCCAAAGCCCGCCCUCUGGUCGGAGGAGGCGGGCUCUACCUCGGGACCAGCGGGCCCCGAGAGGGGGGUCAGAGACAUCAGGUGGAGCAUCGGCCGCAACAAACGAACACCAUCAUGUAGCACCAGCCCUGACCCCGGGGGGUCGGACACGGGAACGCCGCCCAGGACGUGUUCACAGGGAGACGGCUCGCUGCCGACCGCGCCGCGGGACUACCAGAACAGCACGCAGGCCGUCAGGACGGCCCUGGACAGCAAGAGGCCGAAGAGGGGGAGUGGUGGGGGUUCGGCCCCAACCAAUCACAAAGGAGAGACGAAGACGCAGGGCGAUGUCCCUGAGGGGAGUGUCCAGAGGGCCGCCGGGAGGCGGGGGGGCGAGGAGGAGCUCAGUGUGGAGGCGGCGCUGUUUGGGUAUGAUGCUCAGUGGCGCUGGGUGGAGUCACAGGAUGAUGUGACAUUUUUAUGAUCCUUUUGAAAUUCAGAUUAUUUUUGAAUGCUAAUUUUUGGAGGACACAUUUAGGAUCUUACUAUUACAUUUUAUAAUGAUAAUAAGUGCCUGAGAUAACAAUGCCUGAAAGAUAAAUGCUGUUUGACAGAUUUGGAAUACGAUUAAUGUUUUUCAUUCUCAAAAGACUCUCCAAAAAGUACAAAUAAUAUAGAUGUAUAAGAUAUUAAUUAUAUCGAUAUAAAGAUAGUAUUUUUUUGCAAAGGAUUCAUCAACUAUAAAGUAUGAGUUUGUAUGUUUUAUAUAUCCCUAUAUUACCUAAUGUUGCAUCACCAAUUGAGGUGUUGAUUGAUCUGGCAAACAACAAUAUGGUCACAAUAGUGUCGGUGUUGCUCUAGGCCUUUGUCUAAUGAUAUUGUGUUUCACUUUAAUAUAAUGAUGGAUAAUACGUUUAAAAACCACACUCAUGGGGCUAAUGUUGUGGACAAAUUGUGAUUCAAUAAACAUCUGUAACAUCUGUGUUUCA
Molecule: messenger RNA, 2059 nt
Organism: Gadus morhua (Atlantic cod)
Lineage: Eukaryota; Metazoa; Chordata; Actinopteri; Gadiformes; Gadidae
Exons: 3
Coding region: 598-1554 (318 amino acids)
Biological process (GO): positive regulation of canonical NF-kappaB signal transduction
Source: RefSeq, a predicted model, not a curated record